AUGAAUGGUUCAAUUGAUUUAACAUUAGAAGAUGAGCCAACUCAAGUUUAUGAAGAAUAUGAAGGAUAUCCAACAACCGAUUCUGAAACCUUACCAUCCAUUUUGCCAUUACCAAAUAAUUCGUCGACCACUACCAGCCAAAAAAAUCAUUAUAAGAGAGGUAGGCCUUGUGAGAGUUUCAUUUGGCAACACUUUAGUGAUCAUGAUUUGAAUAAUGUUUCUAUUUUAAAACAAAUAUUGCAACCUGAUAAUGAUGUGGUUG
Molecule: messenger RNA, 262 nt
Organism: Entrophospora candida
Lineage: Eukaryota; Fungi; Glomeromycota; Glomeromycetes; Entrophosporales; Entrophosporaceae
Source: the annotation of a GenBank genome assembly